AUGGGUCAGGUGGAGAGGGGGUCGACUCUUGUGUUGCUGCUGGUCUUGCUGGUCUGUCGCUGCCAUGGCUCGAGGAACUCGCAGUCGCUGCAGGUGGCGCCGGCGAGGACGAGGAAUUCGGAGGUGUUCAUGGGGUUCCUGCCAAAAGCCAUGCCCUUGCCUCCUUCUGGCCCUUCAAGGCAGCACAACGUCGUCGGCUUGCGAAGCCAACAAGCACCUUGA
This is a messenger RNA of Spirodela intermedia, 222 nucleotides long. The record is from the annotation of a GenBank genome assembly. Lineage: Eukaryota; Viridiplantae; Streptophyta; Magnoliopsida; Alismatales; Araceae.